Molecule: messenger RNA, 513 nt
Organism: Chenopodium quinoa (quinoa)
Lineage: Eukaryota; Viridiplantae; Streptophyta; Magnoliopsida; Caryophyllales; Amaranthaceae
Product: heat shock 70 kDa protein, mitochondrial-like
Exons: 3
Coding region: 1-513 (170 amino acids)
Biological process (GO): cellular response to unfolded protein; protein refolding
Cellular component (GO): mitochondrion; cytoplasm
Molecular function (GO): ATP-dependent protein folding chaperone; misfolded protein binding; ATP hydrolysis activity
Source: RefSeq, a predicted model, not a curated record
AUGCUUGAAGGUUGCGAUUCUUUUUUGAGCAGUGACCUACAGGCUAUACUGGCUACUAAAGUCGGUCGAUUUCACUUGAUGAUUGACGAUGUGUCAAUCAUCAAAGUUGAGUUGGCUGGAAAAAAUGCAGAGGAUGAUUCCCCUACACCUUCAAUUGGUCAACAAUAUUCUCCAAGCCAGAAUGGGGCCUUUGAUUUGACGAAGAUGAAGAAAACUUCAGAUGCUUAUCUUGGGAAAUCAGUUUCAAAGGCCGUGGCUACUGUUCCCGCUUAUUUUAAUGAUACUCAAAGACAAGCAACUAAAGAUGCUAGGAGAAUUGCAGGACUAGAUGCUCAAAGAUAUAUAAAUGAACCCACCGCUGUUGCUGCUCUUUUUUAUGGGAUGACAAAUAGGGAAGGUUUUAAUGCAAUUUUUCAUCUUGGUGGUGGAACUUUUGAUGUCUCUAUUAGGGGUGGCAAAAACUGGCCCGAUCCGAAAACCCGACACGAAUCCGACCCAAAAUUAGUGGGUUAG